CCCGGGGGGGAUGGAUGGGUGACGCAUCUCGUGGUAACAACAUCGCGCAAUUUCUGCUCCGGGCACCGCUGCUGAAAUCCACGGAAGUAAUCUCACGUCGACGUUUCACACGGCGUUUCUCCGUGUCAACGCUCCUCGUGCGUCCUGUAUGGCCCUGUGGUGACACCCAGGUCCGCGCGGUCGCGACCCGAAGAUGGCCCGGGAUGCGGGCGUCGUCUACCUGCUGAUCGUGAUCGCGCACCUGUGCUCGUGCGCGCGUUACGCCAAUUAUAACGAGUAUCGCCUCGAGAGCGAUAGGAUCUGUCAUAUCCUGAACAAGAAGCACACGCUCGACAUGCUUAACGGCGCCGCGGCGAUCGUCACCCCGCAUCACAUGUUCGACCGCUGGCUCGUCAACGCUGAUCGCCACUGCAGGUUCGUCUUCAGGACCGGCAAGAGCGAGGGCCUCUUCGCGGUUGUUCAGAAGAUGGCUUUCCGUCGCGACGGUGAUCGUUGUAUCGAUUACGUACGGUUCAAGAGAAGCGAUGGCCAUUACACGAAACAGAUCUGUGGGGAUAUAGAUCGUAGCCAGACAAUGUAUCUUCCGGUUCCUGAGCCCGAGAACGAUUCGGAUUACACAAAUGAUAGCCGGUCAUACAAUUAUGAUAUGUAUGCGGAAUAUGAUCCUGUUCGACAUUCUGUUGCAACAUGGAAACCAUGGAGUACAGAGACUGCCACAAUAGAAACUGAAAUAUAUAUUUCUAAGGAAAAAGUGCCAGACGGACAAUCUUUGGAUCUUAUUAUAGCUUAUACCCCAUACAAAAGUUGCAAUCAGGCAGAUUCCCAGGAAUACAAGCUGGUCGGACAGAACAAUUGCAUUCGGAAGGAAUACCUAUGCGACAAGAUCUACAACUGUCCUCACGGCAUAUGUUCGGACGAGGAAAAUUGCGUGGUCAACGAUCGAUACCCCAAGGACGAUACCGCCACGAAAGUCACCGUAGGAGCGGUCACUACCAUGAUCCUCUGUUUCAUUAUCUUCGUUAUGUGUCUGUGGAUCUGCAAGAAAUCGCAAAAGUUGUGCUGGUCGUCGGAUUGCGCUGGCCCGAACGCGUGCUCGCGGCCGGUUUCCUUGCCGGACGCCGACGGAGGCCAGGGAUCCAAUCGCGCGGUGCCGACAGCUCCUAUGUUGGAAGUUGCGGUGUCCUCGCCUGUUGCGGACAAAGAUCUGCCACCCAGUUACGACUCGUUGUUCCCCGAACAGAGUAAUCCUGCCAGAUCGUAAGUUAUUGAAUCCGAGGAUGAACUGAGUUUGCAUUAAACAUACCGUCUAAUGUUUUAAUUAGACGCUGUGCGUUGUUACGCACCUGAUGACGUAACUAGACCGAUCCUUCUCUACACAUACACUGUUCUUCAAAGUGCGAGCAGGAUUUUAUUAUGAAAGAAAACGUUCUGAUAAAUUGGUAAAUUAAAUGCAUGCAUCAGUUUCGAUUCUUCAUGUAAUCGACAUUUCCUGGCAGCGUGAGUUAACUCGCAGCUUCAGGAUGCUCUAUUGAUGCUACAGAUAAAUCAGUUAUGACUGUGACGUGAAGCUACGCGACAUUAACUACUGUUCUUUGUUCGUUCUUUGACAAUGGAUGAAGAGAGUUAGUAAAUCAAUGAAUUGCAUGCAUCAAUUUCAAUCAUUUUGUCCAAAGUAAUUCCUCAUAAUUGAAGCAUUGCUGCUCAUCCACCGUCCACAUCCAAUUGCGCCACUGCAUGCAGCACAUUUAUACGCUGUACUGUUAUAGUACUGUUAUAUCAACACCAUGUUCGUUGUUUCUUUUUAUAUAUUAUGAGAUUAUACGAAAUGCAGCGGUUAAUAGGUAGCUCAAUUAAGUUUCUUUUUCCUUAUGUAUAGCUCCAAAGUUUUCGUUUCUUCACUGCAACCUCAUUGAAUUAUGACGUCAGAAACGAGAAAUAAUGUGAUCAAUCAUUUUUUUCUUGCAAUAUACGCUGAAGUAAAUUAGGUUUUUCAUACGCCAUUAUUAGUGUUCAACAGCAUAUUGCAAGAAAAAAAGUUUGACAUAACUUAUGAUUACAGUGAAAAAACAGUAGUCUUAAAUGUGAAUUUCUACGGUUUGUAUUAUUUUCUAAUAUUUAAGAAAUAAUACUACGAGAAUUUUGUUCAUCGAUAACGGCAACGAAGAAAUAGAGGCCUCAAAACAGCUUCUUGGUAUUUGAUGAAAUAUUACAAUUCCGUAUCAAAAUAACGGUGCAGUAUUUUUUAAAUACGUUAAUUGAAUUUACAGCUACAUCUCAUCAGCUUUACAUCUACGCUAGUUUCCCUUAUUUAAGUUAUUUUAUUUGCGACAAUAUUUGAUAUAAUGAUAAUUCUCUAUAUAUCUCGAAAAAAAAAAGAAUCUGAUGAGAUCUGUUGUGUUCAUAGACAAU
Molecule: messenger RNA, 2409 nt
Organism: Temnothorax curvispinosus
Lineage: Eukaryota; Metazoa; Arthropoda; Insecta; Hymenoptera; Formicidae
Exons: 4
Coding region: 194-1261 (355 amino acids)
Source: RefSeq, a predicted model, not a curated record